Molecule: messenger RNA, 2928 nt
Organism: Cajanus cajan (pigeon pea)
Lineage: Eukaryota; Viridiplantae; Streptophyta; Magnoliopsida; Fabales; Fabaceae
Source: RefSeq, a predicted model, not a curated record
AUAUUUCCAAUAUUUUCUAUUCAAUAACCUAAAAAUAAAUUUUAAUAUCGAUAUCUUCAAUAAGCCGACUCUUUUAUAACUUUUAUUUUAUUCUAUCCAUAGAUUCUUUAUGUGUAUUUGGAAACUUUUAGUUGCGUUAGAUGCAUGAGCGCAUGCGUAUGUAGAAUAAUAAUUUCCAUGGUAGUUUAAAUAAGUUCAUUGUGUAGAAAAAACAUAGAUAUUGUUUAUCUUCUCUAAGUCAUUGAAUUUUUAUUCCUCAAUUAUAUCAUUUUCUCUAUUAUUCUAACAUAUUGAUCUAUGAUUAUGUAUAAUCAUUUGUAUAAUUAUUUUUUUUUCUAUUGUAUUUGUUAGGCUCAUAACACAACAUUUAUUUCAUUGUUUCUUCUUUCAUAUGCUAGGACUGAAUCAGAACUCCUUAAGGAAAUUGUUGGAGAUGUUUUGCAAAAAUUGACUCCUACAUACCAAAACCAACUUAAAGGUCUGGUAGGAAUUGAGGACAAUUAUGAGGAAAUUGAAUCAUUACUGAAAAUUGGGUCAACUGAAGUGAUAACCAUUGGAAUAUGGGGUAUGGGUGGCAUAGGAAAGACCACCCUAGCCACUACUUUGUAUGCAAGAUUGUCUCCUCGGUUUGAAGGUUGUUGUUUCCUGAAAAAUGUAAGGGAAAAUUCAAGCAGCCAUAAUGGACUUGAAGCUUUACAUAACAAACUUUUCGCCAAGUUGUUAGAGAUUGAAAAUCAUUGUUUUGAUAUGAAUUUUGUGAGGCGUAAGCUUAAACAUAAAAAGGUUUUAAUUGUGUUGGAUGAUGUGGACACCUUACAACAAUUAGAAUAUCUAGUUGAAGAUUAUGAUUUGUUGGGGCCAGGAAGUAGAGUCAUUGUUACAACUAGAAAUAAACAAAUUUUUAGUCUAGUUGAUGAAGUAUAUGAGGUCAAGAAAUUGAGCUCUGAUCAAUCUCUUCAACUUUUUUGUUUGACUGUUUUUGGAGAAAAACAACCUAAACAUGGAUAUGAAGAUCUUUCAAGAAGUGUAGUUUCCUAUUGUAAAGGCGUUCCUUUGGCUUUAAAAGUUAUGGGUGCAAGUCUUCGUCGAAGAAGUGAAGAGGUAUGGGAAAGUGAAUUGAGAAAACUCCAAAAGAUUCCAAAUAUGCAAAUUCAUAACAUUUUAAAAUUGAGUUAUGAUGGCUUAGAUCGUUCUCAAAAGAACAUCUUUUUAGACAUUGCCUGCUUACUGAAAGGAGAAAACAAGAAUUCUGUAACAAGUCUACUAGAAGCUUGUGGUUUCUUUGCAGUAUCUGGAAUCGAAGUCCUUUUGGACAAAGCUCUCAUAACAAUUUCAAAUUACAAUUCGAUAGAAAUGCAUGACUUGAUACAACAAAUGGGUCAAGAAAUUGUUUAUCAAGAAUCCAUCAAAGAUCCGGGAAGACGAAGUCGAUUAUGGAAACAUGAUGAAGUGUAUGAAGUAUUGAAAUAUAACAAGGGAACUGAUGAUGUUGAAGGGAUAAUUUAAAAUUUGGAUACAUUAACUGAGGAUCUGUGUUUGAGCUCUGAUUUCCUUGCAAAGAUGCCUAAUGUGAGAUUUCUUAAAAUCCAUACAAAGCACCGGAAUAAAAAAAAAUUUAAUGUGUCCCUUCCUCAUGGUCUCAAGUCAUUCUCUUAUAAAUUGAGGUACCUUCAAUGGCAUGGAUUUUGUCUCAAGUCUUUGCCGUCUAACUUUUGUGCUGAACAACUUGUAGAGCUUCACUUGUCUCUGAGCAAGGUUAAAAGGCUUUGGAAUGGGGUUCAGGAUCUUUCGAAUUUAAAGACAAUUCUCUUAGAUGACUUGCCAGAGCUGGUUGAGAUGCCGGACUUAUCUAUGGCAAGAAAACUUGAACGUAUUUCUCUUCAAUAUUGUAUAAGUUUGCGUGAGCUCCAUCCGUCCAUCACGUCUCUCCCUAAGCUCACACAGUUGGAGUUAUUUGGACUUUCAAAAAUUGAUAUCCUUAAAGUUCAUUCAAAAUCUCUUCGUAAACUUAGCACCUUGGGUUGUUCAUCAUCUCUCAAGGAAUUCUCAAUUACAUCAAAGGAAAUGACUACUUUGGAGUUAUUGGAAACCACUAUAAGUGCAUUGCCGUCAUCAAUUUGGGAAAAUAGGAAACUUAGUAAACUUACUCUAACAGUCUCAAACAAUUUUGAAAAGUUAUCAGAUGAAGGAGGAAUGGGGUCGAUUACAACACUGAACCAUUCUGAGUGUGUGAAGCACAAUGCAUGCCAUACCCACCACAACUUUGGAAACUUAUCAUCUUUAAAAGAGUUAUGGUUAAGUGGAAUUAAUGAUGUGAGCUUGUUUGCAAACAUCCAAAACCUUUCACUGCUGCAAGUACUUCACCUGGAAAAUUGUCAAAACCUUGUGUCUCUGCCACAACUUCCACCAUCACUGGGUGUGCUUAGUUUAAGUGAUUUAAGGGAACUCGUGUCUCUACCACAGCUUCCACCAUCCCUUGAAAUUGUUCAGUUAAUUGACUGUAGGAAACUCGUGUCUCUGCCACAGCUUCCACCAUCCCUUGAAAGUCUUCAGUUAAAUGACUGUAGGGAACUCGUGUCUCUGCCACAGCUUCCACCAUCCCUUGACAGGCUUUUGUUAAAUGAUUGUAGGAAACUCGAGUCUCUACCACAGCUUCCACCAUCUGUGACAUAUGUGAAAGCCAUUAACUGCACUCUUCUAGGGACAGAUUUCACUCAACGGAUAGCAUUACAACACAUGUUGAGUCGCUCACAGAGCCUUAACUUCGGUAAGUUUUUCAUGUUCCCAGGAGACCAUGUGACCGACAAGUGUGAGUUUCAAAAAGCAGGGACUUCAAUAACUAUUCCUUACCUCUCACCGUCGAACUUGUGUGGUUUCAUUUGUUCCCUCGUCCUUUACAGGGGAUCAUACGAUGGUAUUUUCAUUUAA